AUGCCAACGACUACCCUAUCCGGGCAGGAAUUCAGCCGUCCUCGGCUUGAGUCUCUACUCAAGAGGCGCUUUUUUUUUACUGAAUCCUUCGAGAUUUACCGAACUGCACCCAAUUACAAGGGCGACAAUCGUGGUCUAUACGACUAUGGCCCUCCAGGAUGUGCACUCCUGUCCAAUAUCGUCAACGAGUGGCGAAGGCACUUUGUCAUUGAAGAAAACAUGCUCGAACUGGACUGUACAUCUAUUACACCCGAGGCUGUGCUGAAGACCAGCGGACAUGUUGACAAGUUUGCCGAUUGGAUGUGUAGAGACCCCGUCAAGGGCGACUUCCUCCGCGCUGAUCAUUUGGUCGAGACUGUAUUGGAAACCCGUAUCGCCAACAACAAAUUAACCCCGGCCGACACGAGCAGCAAGAGCAAAGCUGAACAGUUUGACGAAGCUACCAUGCAGCAAUACAAAGGGAUUUUGGCGAAGAUUGACAAUUAUGACGGUCCCGAGCUCGGAAAGCUUAUCGAAGAUCUUGAUAUCAGAAACCCAAACGGAAACGGAAAGGUCGAAGCGCCGACGGCCUUUAACCUCAUGUUCAAAUCAACCAUUGGCCCCAGUUCGGCAGCGCCCGUCUUCUUUCGACCAGAAACCGCGCAAGGACAGUUUCUGAAUUUUCGCAAACUAUUAGACUACUGCCAGGGGUCUAUGCCUUUUGCAUCGGCCUGUAUUGGUAAAUCUUACCGCAACGAGAUUUCGCCUCGAUCUGGCUUACUUCGCGUGCGAGAGUUCCUCAUGGCUGAAGUUGAGCACUUUGUCGAUCCGGAGAGUAACAAAGCCCACGAACGCUUUUCUGAAAUUGAGCACAUCGAGUUACCAUUCUUGGACCGGCAGACGCAGCUGUCUGGGAAGACCACAGUCGAGACUGCUUCGAUUGGCAGUGCCGUCAGAGGCAAGCUUGUCGAUAACGAGACGCUCGGGUACUUCCUCGCUCGCAUCUAUAUGUUUCUCAUUAAGAUCGGCGCAGAUUCCCAAAAGAUACGCUUCCGACAGCACCUCGAUAAUGAAAUGGCCCACUAUGCCUGUGACUGCUGGGAUGCGGAACUUCUUACCAGUUACGGGUGGAUAGAAUGCGUUGGCUGCGCCGAUCGAAGUGCCUACGAUUUGACUGUGCACUCCAAGGCGACGGGCACGCCUCUUACCGUUAAGGAAAAUCUCCCAGAGCCCCUCGAAAUCACAGAAUGGCAAGCGUCGUUGGAGAAGAAGCUUCUGGGGCCUCGCUUCAAAAAAGAUGCCAAAAAGGUUGAGGCAGCUGUUCAAGCACUCGACCAAAACACGCUGGAGAAUUUGGCCGCUGAACUGGCCGAGAAGGCCUCAAUCUCCAUCCCCACUGGAGAAGCUCUUGCUGACGGUAAGACAACAGCAGAGCUCUCGGGAGAUAUGUGCUCUAUCAAAAAGAUUACCCGCGUUGAACACAUACGUGAGUAUACACCAAACGUCAUCGAGCCGUCAUUCGGAAUCGGCCGAAUUCUUUACAGUAUCCUCGAGCACGUGUAUUGGUAUCGACCUCAAGAUACCGCAAGAGAGGUCCUGUCGCUGCCUAUUCUCACGGCCCCAACCAAGGUGCUCUUAGUGCCACUAUCCAACCAUGAUAGCUUCAAACCUACGAUCAAAUCCCUCGCCAGUCGACUACGUUCUAUAGGAAUUGCCAACAAUACAGAUACGUCGAGUGUGUCUAUUGGACGACGAUACGCCAGAAAUGACGAACUUGGUACACCCUUGGGAAUCACUGUUGACUUUGACACUGUGAAGGAUGGCUCGAUAACGCUGAGAGAGCGUGAUUCUACGGCACAGGUCCGAGCAUCAGAAGAUGACAUUAUUGAGGCGAUCAAGAAUCUCAUUUCUGGGUCUGAAACAUGGAAGCAAGUUUCGCAGCGACUGCCAGCUUUCACUGGACAAGCCCAGGAUGAGUGA
This is a messenger RNA of Cordyceps militaris CM01, 1959 nucleotides long. Its product is annotated as glycyl-tRNA synthetase. The record is from RefSeq and is a predicted model, not a curated record. Gene Ontology annotation, cellular component: cytoplasm; mitochondrion. The transcript has 3 exons. Gene Ontology annotation, biological process: mitochondrial glycyl-tRNA aminoacylation. Gene Ontology annotation, molecular function: ATP binding; glycine-tRNA ligase activity. Lineage: Eukaryota; Fungi; Ascomycota; Sordariomycetes; Hypocreales; Cordycipitaceae. Bases 1 to 1959 code for a protein of 652 amino acids.